Molecule: messenger RNA, 2581 nt
Organism: Phyllostomus discolor (pale spear-nosed bat)
Lineage: Eukaryota; Metazoa; Chordata; Mammalia; Chiroptera; Phyllostomidae
Gene: ST6GALNAC1
Product: ST6 N-acetylgalactosaminide alpha-2,6-sialyltransferase 1
Exons: 10
Coding region: 698-2470 (590 amino acids)
Molecular function (GO): alpha-N-acetylgalactosaminide alpha-2,6-sialyltransferase activity
Source: RefSeq, a predicted model, not a curated record
UAUAGCGACUACUCUGACAGUCCUCCAGCACCGAUAAAUCAGUGGUUCUCAACCAGGUCACACAACUAGGUCACUGGGAACUGAAAGACACCCACACCUGGAAAACGCCUAUCCCCGAGGUUCUGGUUUCAUGGGUUAGGGUGCAGCCUGGGCGUCAGGACGUUUCCCAGGCUCCCAGGUGACUCGGCUGUGACCCCGAGAUGGACAGCUGUUCCCCGACACGCUAGGGAUGGUCUCUCAGGGGAGCGACCACGAGGGGGUCUCGUCCUUAAAGGGUCCCCUGUCUUUCCCCUGAGGCUCACGUUGGGUGUAGAGGCGGUGCCCGACCCCGCCAGCCCAAACCCUUGCCCAGGGUCCCCCAGGAUCAGGGACCUGAUGAACGUGAGCUUCCGUCUCAUGGGUGUCUGUUUCUCAUCCAGAAAUUGGCUUCAGAGACACAGAAAAGGAACGGGAACUUGUUUGAACAAAAGGAGUUUUCCCUCGGUCACGCCAGCCUAUAAGCCUGCAUAAAGCAGCCAGAGUGGCCCCUCCCCUCCCUGGCAAAGGUGUAAAGGCUCCGUGUUUACCAGAGUGGCUCCUACGAGGACAAAGGGUGUGCGCGCUCCCCACCCAGGAUGUCCUAGCGGUCCGUCUCGCUGCUGUCCCAUGUCCAAGCGGCAGGACCUGCUGCAGCUCCCCGAGGGCCCGACCCACCGCCAUGAGGUCCUGCCUGUGGAGGCUCGGGCACCUGCGCCAAGCCGUGUGGCUCCUGAUGGCAGUCGUGUUGAUUUUCUUCCUGUUCUCCCUGCCCACCUUCGUCAAGGAACCUAACGCGAAGCUCGCCAGGCCUCAGGGUAGAGAGGGCAUUAGAGAAAGGUCUUUCGAGUGGCAUCAGACGGCCACGCCCCCAGCACCCACCGUGGAGAGGAAGACCCCCGCCCGUGGAGGGUCCGCGCAGGGGAGCAGCACACCGAAGCAGCGCCCCCAGGCCACGGGCCACACGGAAGCCAGAGCACCCAGCAUGGCGAGGACCGCGUCGGUCAAGAGUCAGGAGAGAAAGGACACCACGGUGGGCAUGCUGUCCCGGAGAAGUCAGGCCAGGGCGAGGGCCUCCAAUGGGACUGAGGCACUGUCGCAGACGACGCAGGACAGGAGGACCCCCGAAGGACAGAGGGGCGAGAACAAAGGGCCAACGGCCGCGAGGACAGCACCCACGGAGCCUCGGGCACCUGUUCCGGAACGUCGGGCUGAGGGGCUCGCCACCAGGGCAGCAGGGCCGCCCCCAAGGAAGACGAAAGGAGGGGCCACGGCCACGGUCCCACCCAAGCCGCCAGCCCAGUCUGCCCCGAGCUCUGCGCCCUCCCGGGGCCCCACCACACAGAAGGCCCCGAGGCUGCAGGCCGCCAGCUUCAAGUCUGAGCCCAAGUGGGAGUUCGAGGAAAACUACAGCUUCGACGUGGGGGGCCUACAGACGACCUGCCCCGACUCUGUGAAAGUGAGAGCCUCCAAGUCGCGCUGGUUCCAGAAGCUCUUCCUGCCCAACCUCACCCUCUUCCUGGACUCCAGACACUUCAACCGGAGCGAGUGGGACCGCCUGGAGCACUUUGCACCCCCCUUUGGCUUCAUGGAGCUCAACUACUCCUUGGUGCAGAAGGUGGUGACGCACUUCCCUCCAGUGGCUCAGCAGCAGCUGCUGCUGGCCCGCCGCCCCGCCGGGAGCACCCAGUGCGCCACCUGCGCUGUGGUGGGGAACGGGGGCAUCCUGAACAACUCCCGCGUGGGCCAAGAGAUAGACAGCCACGACUACGUGUUCCGACUGAGUGGAGCUGUCACCGAGGGCUACGAACAGGACGUGGGCACUCGGACGUCUUUCUACGGCUUCACCGCCUUCUCCCUGACUCAGUCACUGUACAUCCUGGGCCACCGGGGUCUCCGGCACGCGCCUGUGGGGAAGGACAUCCGCUACCUGCACUUCCUGGAAGGCAGCCGGGACUUCGACUGGCUGGAAGCUCUGCUCCUGAACCAGACCCUUGAGAAAAGGAGCCUUUUCUGGUACAGGAAAAGGCCCCAGGAAGCUUUCCAGGACACGGUGCAGCUGGACAGGUACCUGCUGCUACACCCAGACGCCAUCCGCUACAUGAAGAACAGGUUUUUGAGGUCUAAGACGCUGGACACUGUCCACUGGAGGAUAUACCGCCCCACUACGGGGGCCCUCCUGCUGCUCACUGCCCUCCAGCUCUGCGACCAGGUGAGUGCCUAUGGCUUCAUCACCGAGGGCCACGAGCGCUUCUCGGACCACUACUACGACACAACGUGGAAAAAGACGGUCUUCUACAUCAACCACGACUUCGCCUUAGAGAGAACGCUCUGGAAGCGGCUGCACGACGAAGGCAUCAUCAGGCUGUACCAGCGUCCCGAACCUUCCCCCCGAAGACCUGACCAGGGCCGUUCCGAGGCCGGGACCAGGCUCCCAGCCCCUCCAGGCCACUGAGGGGACGUGUGUCCAGAGGUGCCAGGUGGCAGAGGCUUUGGAGACCUGGGACCGUGGCUGAAGGUCCUGUUCCCAGGAUGGGGAAGAAGGGCUUCUUCCUUGAGACCAAAA